Messenger RNA from Halichondria panicea, 846 nucleotides. RefSeq names its product muscle-specific protein 20-like. Lineage: Eukaryota; Metazoa; Porifera; Demospongiae; Suberitida; Halichondriidae. Bases 112 to 681 code for a protein of 189 amino acids. The record is from RefSeq and is a predicted model, not a curated record. Gene Ontology annotation, cellular component: actin cytoskeleton. Gene Ontology annotation, biological process: actin filament organization; actomyosin structure organization. Gene Ontology annotation, molecular function: actin filament binding. The transcript has 4 exons.
GGCACAAAAGCGGAAGUGCUAUAAUAAUUAUCCUUGUAAAAAUUGCGUGCAUUGGGCAAGUGAGUUCCAGUUUUAUAAAGCUAGACACCGACUUUUAAUAGCUCUCACACAAUGUCUGAUCGACCUAGAGGCUAUGGAAUGACAGCUGAAGUAUCUGAUAAAAUACAGGGCAAAUAUAGCCCGGAACUAGAGAGAGAAGCUAGAGAGUGGAUGGGUGAUGUGAUUGGAGAAACUGUUGAAGGCCCAAUCCAAGAUUCCUGCAAAGAUGGCCGCAUCCUCUGCAAGCUGAUUAACGUGCUUCAACCUGGAUCUGUGAAAAAAAUCAACGAAAGCAAGAUGGCCUUCAAGCAGAUGGAGAACAUCGGGAAUUUCCUCGAUGCUUGCGUUACUUAUGGCGUACCUAAAACAGACCUGUUCCAGACUGUGGACUUGUUCGAGGCUCAAAAUAUACCCCAGGUGGUCAAUGGUAUCCAUGCUGUUGGUAGAAAAGCUGGCAAGAAGGGAUUUAAUGGACCUACCAUUGGACCAAAGGAGGCAGCUGCAAACAAAAGAGACUUCACUGAUGAACAGUUGAAGGCAGGGCAGAAUGUCAUUGGUCUCCAGAUGGGCUCAAACAAGGGAGCUAGUCAAACAGGCAUGAGCUAUGGCGCACCUCGCCAGAUCCAUGACCCUACUGCUUAAAGUGACUGCUAUAGAGAGGAUCGAACUAAAUCAUUAAUUAUAGACUGUUUUGCAACUUGUUUUGCAAUUAAAAAUUUUAGCAAUUGUUUUUCAUCACCAGUGCAGUGAGUGGACGUAUGUCCAUAUUGUGUUUAUUAAUUUAUCGAUCAUUACCUAUAGCAAUAA